AUGACGAGGAAGAAGGUGAAGCUUGCUUUCAUUGAAAAUAACUCGUCCAGGAAAUCAACCUUUCAAAAAAGAAAGAAAGGCAUUCUGAAGAAAGUGAAGGAAAUCUCGACUCUAUGUGGUGUCACUACCUGUGCCAUCAUCUACAGUCCCUAUACGUCCAAUCCAGAUGUCUGGCCAUCGAUUUCUGGUGUGCGAAGGGUAGUUUCGGAUUUCCAGACGUUGCCGGAGAUGGACCAACAAAAAAAAAUGGUGGACCAAGAGACCUUUCUCAGACAGAGGAUCGCCAAAUUGUCUGAGAAUCUGAGGAGGCAGGAGAAGGAUAACAGGGAGCAAGAGAUGAUUGAAAUCAUGUUCCAAUGUUGGGAUGGAAGCCUGGAGAGGUUUCAUCUCAAUAUUUUGGAUCUCAAUGAAUUAGGUUAUGUGACUGGACAAUAUCAAAAAGAUAUUAAUCGCAAGAUCGAGAUUUUGGAGAGUUCUAGUAUGGAGAUGGGUGAAUCUUCUAAUACUGCUGUCACUGCGGCUAUGGCUCAUUCUUUUGAAGGCAUUGGAUCUUUGGCAGUUGCUUCGGCUACAACUGACUCUAUUCAGCAACAGCAACAUCAUCAUCAACAUCAACAAUUUCGUCAUACUGCCACUCCACAUGUUGGAUUCUAUGAGCAAACUCGAAAUAUGAACCUGAAUCAAAUUCAUAGUCGGAUCCAACAACAACCUUUUAUGGAGAUGAUGAACCAUCCUGACCAAAUGAAUGAUGCAUAUGAGUAUAUGGAUAACUUCCACCAACACCAGCACCAGCAACAACAGCAAAUCCCCAGUGAUUCCUCUACUGCUCUGACCACAGUCAGCUCAAACAGUAUCAUCCAUGUUACCAGUCCAAAUCCUACCAAUAAUACAUGGUUCCAUUAG
Eutrema salsugineum is the source of this 903-nucleotide messenger RNA. Its product is annotated as agamous-like MADS-box protein AGL80. Gene Ontology annotation, biological process: positive regulation of transcription by RNA polymerase II. The transcript has 3 exons. Gene Ontology annotation, molecular function: DNA-binding transcription factor activity, RNA polymerase II-specific; protein dimerization activity; RNA polymerase II cis-regulatory region sequence-specific DNA binding. Bases 1 to 903 code for a protein of 300 amino acids. NCBI's taxonomy places the organism in Eukaryota, Viridiplantae, Streptophyta, Magnoliopsida, Brassicales, Brassicaceae. The record is from RefSeq and is a predicted model, not a curated record.